AUGUCGGACGUUGUUAAGAAGGGCAGCGAUGAUUCCUCUGCAACGGUAACGUCGCAGGUGACUGACUCACCGACUAUUCCCGACGUCGACAACUAUGUCGCAUAUACUAUCAAAAACACGAAGGCGUUGCCUCCUGUUACCUGGUCGAAUCUCCUGAAUGAGCUCAACUGGCUCUCAGUGUACAUUCUGACCAUUCCGCCUUUGGUUGGUUUCGUCGGCGCGUUCUAUGUCAAACUGCAAUGGGAAACCGCUGUUUGGGCUGUGGCAUACUACUUUUUGACUGGUCUAGGUAUCACGGCUGGUUAUCAUCGUCUAUGGGCUCACCGUGCAUUUAACGCAUCUCUUCCUUUGCAAUAUGUUCUCGCUAUUUUGGGCGCUGGCUCCCUCCAGGGCUCUAUCAAAUGGUGGUCCAGAGGUCACCGUGCUCACCAUAGAUAUACCGACACUGAACUCGACCCGUACAACGCACACAAAGGCUUUUGGUUCUCCCACGUCGGCUGGAUGUUGGUCAAGCCUCGUCGCAAGCCUGGUGUUGCCGAUGUCAGCGACUUGAGACAUAAUCCCGUCGUCAAAUGGCAGCACAAGCAUUAUCUUUCUUUGAUCCUGUUCAUGGGCUUCAUACUGCCAUCGAUAGUCGCUUACGUUGGAUGGGGAGAUGCCAAAGGUGGAUUCAUUUACGCGGGAGUCAUUCGAUUGGUUUUUGUGCAUCAUUCUACUUUCUGUGUCAAUUCGCUUGCGCACUGGCUUGGUGAAACUCCCUUCGACGACAAACACACUCCUCGGGACCACAUGAUUACUGCAUUUGUGACAAUCGGUGAAGGGUACCAUAACUUCCACCACCAGUUCCCCAUGGACUACAGAAAUGCCAUCAAGUGGUACCAGUACGAUCCCACCAAAUGGACUAUUUGGGUGUUGGCCAAGUUGGGUUUGGCUUCGCAUCUUAAGGUCUUCCCCGAUAAUGAAGUUCGCAAGGGUCAGCUCACAAUGGAAUUGAAAAAACUUCGCCGAACGCAGGAUAAGCUUUCGUGGCCCAGUGAUAGUAACGACCUUCCUGUUAUAUCUUGGGAGAGCUUCACAAGUCAAUCAGAAAAGAGACCUCUUAUCCUUAUUUCUGGUUUCAUCCACGAUGUUUCAGAUUUCAUUGAAGAACAUCCGGGUGGUGCACACUUUGUUCGCAAUUACAUUGGCAAAGACGCUACUACGGCUUUCUUCGGAGGUGUAUAUGAUCACUCCAACGCAGCUCACAAUCUUCUCGCUAUGAAACGCGUCGGUGUCCUGCACGGCGGCUCUCCACAUGGCUUAGAUGACAAGCGUGCAAUUCCUCCUUCCCAGAGACUCAAAAUCGCACGUUACACUGAAUUGCUUUCACCUGGAAGCAGCUCGGCGUACAGCGACGGAGAGGAUGGAUUGCUCUAG
Messenger RNA from Lentinula edodes (shiitake mushroom), 1416 nucleotides. Its product is annotated as delta 9-fatty acid desaturase. Lineage: Eukaryota; Fungi; Basidiomycota; Agaricomycetes; Agaricales; Omphalotaceae. The transcript is spliced from 7 exons. Gene Ontology annotation, cellular component: endoplasmic reticulum membrane. Gene Ontology annotation, biological process: unsaturated fatty acid biosynthetic process. The record is from RefSeq and is a predicted model, not a curated record. The coding region runs from base 1 to 1416 and encodes 471 amino acids. Gene Ontology annotation, molecular function: stearoyl-CoA 9-desaturase activity; heme binding; iron ion binding.